UCUCUAUUUUUUCAAAGCUCAAGAGCUCGAAGAAGAGAAGCCAUGGCGAUGGAGGCCAAGUACCAAGAGCUUCGCAAAGCCGUGGAGACGAUCCCUCUCGUCGAUGCUCACGCUCACAACCUCGUCUCCAUUGAUUCAACCUUCCCCUUUCUCCGUUGCUUCUCCGAGGCUGAGGAUGAGGCUCUGGAUCUCACCCCUCACUGCCUCUCCUUCAAGAGAAGUUUAAGGGAUCUUACUGAUCUUUACAAAUGUGGGCCUUCUUUGAGCGCACUUGAAAGCUAUAGACAGUCAUGCGGCCAACCCUCAAUUGCUCGAAAGUGUUUUGAAGCUGCAAAUAUUUCUGUGGUUUUGAUUGACGAUGGCAUCAAGUUUGACAAAAUGCAUAACUGGGAGUGGCAUAAUGAUUUUGUUCCUGCUGUUGGUAGAAUAUUGAGAAUUGAACAUGAGGCUGAAACAAUUUUAAAUGAAGAGACAGAUGACCUGUCAACAUGGACACUAAAAUCCUUCAUUGAGAUAUUUUUGAGAAAAAUAAAAUCAGUUGCUGACAAGAUUGUUUCUCUGAAAAGCAUAGCUGCAUAUAGAAGUGGUUUGCAAAUUGAUACAGAAGUUAGUUGGAAGGCCGCAGAAGAAGGUCUUCUCGCUGACUUAAAUUCUGGGAGACCUGUUCGCAUUAGGAAUAAGAGCUUCAUUGAUUAUUUAUUUACGCGUAGUUUAGAAGCCGCUCUAAUGUUUGGACUGCCUAUGCAGAUCCAUACUGGAUUUGGAGAUAAGGACUUGGAUUUGAGAUUGUGCAAUCCUCUUCAUCUACGAGGUGUCCUUGAAGACAAGAGGUUUGCCAAAUGCCGGAUUGUUCUUCUCCAUGCAUCUUAUCCAUUUUCAAAAGAGGCAUCAUACCUUGCUUCAGUGUACCCUCAGGUUUACCUAGACUUUGGCUUGGCGGUGCCAAAACUUAGUACACAAGGAAUGAUAUCUUCUGUCAAAGAACUUCUGGAGUUGGCACCAAUUAAGAAGGUGAUGUUCAGCACAGAUGGUUAUGCAUUUCCUGAAACUUUCUAUUUGGGUGCAAAGAGAGCACGUGAAGUUGUUUUUUCUGUAUUGUCCAGUGCAUGUGAUGAUGGCGAUCUUACAAUCGGUGAGGCUGUGGAAGCAGUUGAAGACAUAUUUAGGCAAAACUCAUUGCGUUUUUACAACAUGAAUCACGUAAUUGGGUCUAUUUCAUGUAAAAAUUCUGAACCUGGCAAGAGUGAAUCAAGAAUUGCACCUUCAGACAAUAUAGUUUUAGUCCGUCUUAUGUGGAUCGAUACUUCAGGUCAACAUCGAUGUCGUGUCAUUCCAGCAAAGCGUUUUUAUGAAGUUGUUAAGAAUAAUGGUGUAGGUUUGGCGGUUGUUUCAAUGGGGAUGACUUCAUUUCUUGAUGCUCCAGCAGAUGGUACAAAUCUUACGGCCGUGGGUGAGAUCAGACUGGUACCUGAUUUAUCAACAAAGUAUACAAUUCCAUGGACAAAGCAUGAGGAGAUAGUGUUGGGUGACAUGUACAUCCAGCCAGGUGAACCUUGGGAAUAUUGCCCCAGGGAUGCCUUACGCAGGGUGGCGAAAAUAAUGAAAGAUGAAUUCAAUCUGGUGGUGAAUGCCGGCUUUGAAAAUGAAUUUUAUCUCCUCAAAAAUGUUGUCAGAGAUGGCAAGGAAGAAUGGGCUCCAUUUGAUUUAACUCCCUACUGCUCCUCAUCAGCAUUUGAUUCUGUUUCUUCCAUGCUACAAGAAGUGAAUUCUUGUCUUCAUUCUUUGGAAAUUUCAGUUGAGCAGCUACAUGCAGAAGCUGGGAAAGGACAAUUUGAAAUUGCUUUAGGGCAUAAAGCUUGUACUCUUUCUGCUGAUCAUUUGGCUUUCACUCGCGAAGUUAUUAGAUCCAUUGCAAGAAAACAUGGAUUAUUAGCAACCUUUGUCCCAAAGUAUUACUUGGACGACAUUGGUUCUGGAUCUCAUGUGCAUUUAAGCCUGUGGAAGGAUGGGAAAAAUGUUUUUAUGGGAUCUGAAUCAUCAAAAACUGAACAUGGAAUGUCAGUGACUGGGGAGAUGUUUAUGGCAGGAGUUUUCCAUCAUCUUCCUUCCAUCUUAGCGUUUAUUGCCCCUCUUCCAAAUAGCUACGAUCGUAUUCAACCAAACACAUGGAGUGGAGCAUACUAUUGUUGGGGAAAGGAAAAUAGAGAAGCUCCGAUAAGAACUUCGUGCCCACCUGGUGUGGCUAGCGGCGUUGUUAGCAACUUUGAAAUGAAGUCUUUUGAUGGUUGUGCAAAUCCUCACUUGGGGCUUGCAUCAAUUGUAGCUGCUGGAAUUGAUGGUCUCAGAAGGAACCUGACCUUGCCCAGGCCAAUUGAAUCAAAUCCUUCCAUUUAUGAAUCUGAACUAAAAAGACUGCCAAAAGAACUGCAAGAAUCUAUAGAUGCUCUUGAUCAAGAUCAAAUACUGAAGGAUUUAAUUGGCGACAAAAUUGUAUCGACUGUUAUAGCCGUUCGGCAGGCUGAGGUUAAUUACUACAAAAAGAACAAAGAUGCAUACAAGCAGCUCAUUCAUCGUUAUUAAUAUCAAUUCUUCGUACUGGAGAUCUUCAUUACAAUGCAUUCAAUAAAUGGUAUUUGGGGCCGAUAAUUCUCCAGGUUCGUCAGGUGAAAUGGUUUCAUUUAUCAUUAUCGGAACACCUUCAUUGCAAUGCAUUAAAUAAAUGGCAUUUAGAAUGAAUAAUUCUCCAGGUUCAUUAGAUGAAAUGGUUUUACUUAUCAUUGUUCAAUCACUGAAAAUUCUUCGGCUUAAGUUCCAGUGAAUAACAACUUGAAUUACCUAA
Dioscorea cayenensis subsp. rotundata (Guinea yam) is the source of this 2839-nucleotide messenger RNA. RefSeq names its product protein fluG. NCBI's taxonomy places the organism in Eukaryota, Viridiplantae, Streptophyta, Magnoliopsida, Dioscoreales, Dioscoreaceae. The record is from RefSeq and is a predicted model, not a curated record. Gene Ontology annotation, molecular function: hydrolase activity; glutamine synthetase activity. Bases 43 to 2580 code for a protein of 845 amino acids. The transcript has 18 exons.